Leguminivora glycinivorella is the source of this 570-nucleotide messenger RNA. RefSeq lists its product as uncharacterized. The record is from RefSeq and is a predicted model, not a curated record. Bases 1 to 570 code for a protein of 189 amino acids. The transcript has a single exon. Lineage: Eukaryota; Metazoa; Arthropoda; Insecta; Lepidoptera; Tortricidae.
AUGCCACUAAGCAUUGCUAAAAUUGCUCUUAACAAACCAGUGAAAAACAGUAAUAAAGCUCUUAAACUCCCAAUACUGUAUGAGAGAAUAAGCACAUUAGUACCUACUACUAAGGAACCUAAAACGCCUAAAACUACAACUACUAAUGAUGCUGAUAAAGUAAUAUAUCCUAAAAUAGUGCCUACUAAGACACCAAUUCCAAAUAAAAUGCCCAACCCUGGCUACAAAACAACUAAUAAAAGAGCUGACGAAGUUGUAAGGCCUACUCAAAAACCAAUUGAAAACAAAACGCCUAGAACUGGUUACAAAACAACUAGUAAGGAGGCUGAUGAAACAAACUCUAAAAUAAAGCCUACCAGAAAACCGUUUUUAAACAAAACGCCCGAAAAAGCUGACGAAACAAGUAAUGAAAACUCAGAUGAAAAUAUAUCGUCCGAUAAGGAACCUAUUAAAAAUGAAACACCCACAACAGUACCAGAACCAGCACCAGAACCAAAUCCAAAAAGACUUAGAACAAGAACAGCACCAGCGCCCAAUGGGAAUGGCGCUAGUAAUUCUGCUAACGGAUAA